Messenger RNA from Fusarium coffeatum, 1035 nucleotides. RefSeq lists its product as uncharacterized. The coding region runs from base 1 to 1035 and encodes 344 amino acids. Gene Ontology annotation, molecular function: protein binding. The record is from RefSeq and is a predicted model, not a curated record. Lineage: Eukaryota; Fungi; Ascomycota; Sordariomycetes; Hypocreales; Nectriaceae. The transcript has 3 exons.
AUGGCUGCACCUUCCGCAACGGACGACGACUCUCUCGUCCCGUUUGACAGCGAGCGUCGCUCGUCGAUGUCAAACCUGCUCGAGGAGGGAAAAUACUCCGAUGUUACCAUCACCUGCGGGAAUGAUACUUACGCUGUCCACAAAGCUAUCAUUUGCCCUCGAUCCCCCUUCUUCGCCACCUGCUGCGAUGGCGAAUUCAAGGAAAAGUCUGGCGUGAUCAAUCUCCCCGAUGAUGAUCCCCUUGCUGUUAAGAUGAUGAUCCGAUUCCUCUACACAGGAACCUAUCCAAAUGGAUAUGCACCGAAGAAAGCGACGGCCCAAACUUCUGCCACUCCUUCUGCACCUUCAACUCCGGCUGCAUCUCAAUACUUAGGCUUCGGAGUUGAGUCCGGAACUUUUGCCAAUCCUUCUGCAACUUCAGGCCAAGAUUUAACAGGAUUUGGAGCUCCGCGCUGGGAUUCCGUCACGCCUGCUGCACGUCCAACUCGAGUUGCAUCUACAUCUUCAGCUCAGACCCAGGAUUUCAGUCCCGGUAACCGACGUGGAUAUAACAAUUCGCGCAGCCGACGCGCAGAUCGCCGUUCCGGUAACCAGCGCGAGAAUCACACACCCACCUCUGCUUCUUCACGGGUUCGCGCAAUGGAAGCUUCAGCUCCAGCUACUCCUCCAUCUACCCGGGCAUCUACUUCUGCCCCCGGCCAAGAUUCUAGACAGCGAGUGCCAACCUUCGUCCUCCACGCCAACGUCUACGCUCUCGGAGAAAAGUAUGAGAUCCAUGAUCUCAAAGCGCUCGCUCUCCAAAAGUUCGCACUCGACGCUACAAUGUUCUACAACACCGACUCAUUUCGCCAAGGUGUAAGGGUAGCCUACAGCUCUACGAUUGAGGAGGAUCGUGGGAUGCGAGACGUUAUUGUUGACACGGUGCUAGACCGCCGCUUUAUACUUCGACAGAGUUCGUUUCAGUGCCUCGCCAAGGAAACCGGCUUGGGAUUUGAUCUUCUCAUGAAGUUCGCUCAGCAUGAAUGCAACAAUUGA